UUUCGUUUGGGACGCAGAAGGAGAAAGAGAUUAUCGGAGGUUUUGUUAUCGGAUUCAAGAGAAUUCAGGUUGCAUUGGCGAAGAUUUCACCAACUAAAGAGCGCAAAUUGAUAGUAUCUGGUGAGCCCUGCAUUGCUUCGCCUGGCAAUAAGAAAAGCAACUUCAUGAUCAUGGAGAAACAAAUUAUCCAAGAUCAACCACAACCACAACAAGAAACCCUAAAAUGCCCUCGUUGUGAUUCAUCAAAUACCAAGUUUUGUUACUACAACAAUUAUAGUUUGUCUCAGCCAAGACAUUUUUGCAAAUCUUGUAAAAGGUAUUGGACUAGAGGUGGAACCCUAAGAAAUGUCCCUUUGGGUGGUACCUCUAGGAAAAACAAAAAAAUCAAGAAACCAAAAUUUGUUACAUCUUCUACAAAUCUUGGUCCUAAUUUUCAUGAACCCCAAGUUGUUGUUGAUCAUACUAAUCCUUUGUUUAAUUAUGGAUUACCCACUAACCCUUUUGAUCUAAACAUCCAAUUUCCAAGAUUGUUCAAUUUUUCUAGGGUUUCCAAUAAUGAAAAUCUUGGAUUAGGGUUUUCUAACGGAUUUAAGAAGAUCCAAGAUGCUGUGACUAGUACUAACUCUAGUUCUUCACUUCUAUCAAGUUACCCUACUUUAAUUAGAUCUUCUUUAAUAUCUAGCUCAAAUUCAAAUUUGGCCUCCCUUAUAACUCCUAGCCUUCAUCAACAAAACUUCAUUACCAACAAUAAUGACAAGUUUCAAGAUUCUAAUUACCAUGAGCUAAACAAUGAUAAUCCUUUUCUUUCUUGGGCUGGUGAUUAUGUUGAUCCUUCAAAUUUAGGGUCUUCACUCCCUUCUCUCAUCUAAGGUAAGAAAAAUAUUUGUUACUCUUUUUUACUGAAAAAUAUUUGUAUCUCUUUUUUACUAUCUCCCUCCUAUUUUAAUAGUAACAUUGGUCAUCCCUAGGUAUAUAAUUUUUGAUUUGGUUUUCUCUCUUCCCUUCUCCAGUCUUGGAGCAACGAUAAUUUAUCUUCGUCCGAUCGAUAUCACGAGAUCGAAAGAUAGAUCUUGCCUCAAUUACACCCCUUUGGAGUGCAAUCCCUUCUCAAACUCUACUUGAAUAUGAGAUGUUUUAUGCAUCGAUCUUCCAUUUUUUCUUUCUUUCUUUCUUUCUUUCUUUCUUUCUUUCUUUCUUUCUUUCUUUCUUUGCUUCUUUCAAAUGUCAAGGUUGAUGGAAAGAUUUACCCAAAGUAAGAAGAGAAACGACAUGACUUAACAUGGAUGAUCAUGGUGUCUGAGUCAACUUGGGGUAUAUUCGACUAUUCUAUCGAAUAUCUGUUACUCUUCAUCAAUACAGUCAUCGGUAAAUUCUAUAUAUCAAAAUUCAGAUGGUUGGCAAAAUAUCAUACAACAUGAUCUUUGAAUCUUGGUCACCCACAUGGUGAUGGGAUCGGAGUUUAGUUCAUUGUUUACUAUAUGUAUAUAGUAUAUAUCAUAGAGGAAUAGUUACCCUUGAUUAUUUUUUUCUAAUACAUUUUCUAGUUUAUAUAGGGGCAAAAGAUUGGGUAUAGGGAGAUCUUGUUUUGCAAUUUGACUAUCAAUUUAUUAUAAAGUUGGUCAUGCUUAUUUCUUGUAUAUUUUGUUCAUUGUUUAUGCUAGUUUUAUCAUUCAUGUUAAAUUAAUGAAUUUAGUUAGCUUUCAUGUUAUCCC
Solanum dulcamara is the source of this 1712-nucleotide messenger RNA. RefSeq names its product dof zinc finger protein DOF1.4-like. The transcript has 3 exons. Gene Ontology annotation, molecular function: DNA binding; DNA-binding transcription factor activity. Bases 165 to 869 code for a protein of 234 amino acids. The record is from RefSeq and is a predicted model, not a curated record. Lineage: Eukaryota; Viridiplantae; Streptophyta; Magnoliopsida; Solanales; Solanaceae. Gene Ontology annotation, biological process: regulation of DNA-templated transcription.